GUCGGACACCAUCGCGGAUCAGCGCUAUCAGCCUCGUAUCUGUGAAAACCAGCCUUUACCUGCAACCAUGUAACCGGAUAUAAAUCCAAGGUCAGUCUCCCUGUUUUCAUCAAGCUAGUCCACCAUGUUCAUCCCUCCAUUCGAUUCCACCACCUCUUCCACCUACACCCAAUCACCCAAUCCAUCAUGGACGUACGGUCAGAGAGUCGACGCCACUCCUGCCGGAAAAGACUGGAUCGCAGGCGAAUCUGCUGGGUGGAAAGUCUAUAACACAGCAGAAAUAGACAAGGUUGAUAUCAACAAGCUCUUGAAUUCGGGCAUCGUGCCACGUCCCAUCGCAUUCGUGUCCACGAUCAAUGAGGAGGGCAUAGAGAACCUGGCACCCUACAGUUGGUUCAACACAGUCACGAACUACCCGCCUAUCAUCUCAUUCGCAUGUAACAACAAUGCCCUGGGCGGCCUCAAAGACACAGCCGUGAACUUGAAGAACAGCCAGGGGUUUAGCGUGAACAUCGUCAGCGAGCCAUUCAUCGAGAAUGGAAAUGCAACUGCGAUAGACGCUCCUCCUGGCUUCGACGAGUGGAGUAUCAGUGGCCUGACGAAGGAAAAAUGCGUGCAAAUCAGAGCCUCCCGCAUCAAGGAAAGCGCUUUUAGCAUGGAGUGCGAGCUCUUCAAAUGCAUAGACAUUGCGCACCCAGUCACAGGCGAGCACACCAGCACGCUGAUCCUCGCGCAUGUCAAGUACAUCCACGUGCGCAAAGACAUGCUCACAGAGAGAGGUGUGAUCGACCUCAGAAAGUUCAAGCCUGUUGCGCGUGUGGGCGAUAUCUCAUAUGCGCGCAUUGGAGAUGCAUUCAGGAUCUCGUCUCCAACAUGGGCGCAGGGGGAGGGGAAGAUACGAGAAGCGUUGGCGACUCAGGCAUUGCUAUGACAGAACGAAGGAGGCCAGCUUCUUGUUUCUCUAGUAACAUAUACCAUAGAUAAUAAUUAAUAUCCACGCAUAAUCCAGUCGGUUUCCAUUUCUCAUCCUGAGGUAGUACUUUGUUAUAAUUGACUGGCAAGGGCGCCGAGUAACUAGUGAAGAAUUUGUAGGGAAAGAUGAAGGGCUGACAUAUUGAGUGUACGAACACGUCGUUUGUGCUCUCCCCAGAUGUGCAUGCCGCGAGUCGAGUACUACGCAUAUGCCAUGCUUGUGCCAAUCAUGAUAACAUAGUCUAAGAAUCUGGAUUUCGGAAUUGAUUGGAAGGUUUUUCCACCAAGAAAGGCCGUCUGCUUGGCCACCAGCGAAUGGAGC
This is a messenger RNA of Suillus subaureus, 1294 nucleotides long. RefSeq lists its product as uncharacterized. Lineage: Eukaryota; Fungi; Basidiomycota; Agaricomycetes; Boletales; Suillaceae. The record is from RefSeq and is a predicted model, not a curated record. Gene Ontology annotation, molecular function: FMN binding. Bases 125 to 931 code for a protein of 268 amino acids. The transcript is spliced from 6 exons.